AAAACUCCUCUUUACUGGUUUUGAUUCCGUGUGUGUGUAUCUCUCGGCGUCGUUGUAUCGGACGGGCGAAAUUAAAAAUUGAAAGGCCAAGUCCGGCGAGAGCAAGAACACAAAAUCAAAAAUCCAUCAGAACCGAUUCGAACGAUGUCGUUUGGAUCUCUCGUCCUUCCAUCUCCACCUGCUAAGCUCAAGCCUUUCAAUGGCUAUGGAAGGCUCCAUCGUCAUCUCGUGCGAGCUUCUUCUUCUGAUGUUCCCGAUUUCCUCUCUGCUGAUUGGUUGGAGAGCCGUAGGAAACGACCGUUUGGCCCGAGACUUGAUUUUAGUGCUGAAGACGCUGUUCGACAUCAGCUUGAUGCAUUGAAGUAUAAUGUCCAUCCUCGUGAUGAUUAUGGCAUCGAGGUCAUGUAUCGGUUUGCUGGAUUCGAUCCAUUCGAGAGAUCCACCUAUUUUGGUCCUUUCUUUGAUCUUGGACAGUUUGAAAGGUUUAGGCGUAUUUUUCAUCACUCGUCUUACCGUGUGUUGCUUGGCCACAAGGACAGAAAAAUCUUAAGCAGUUUGUUCGUGGAAGAGAAUCGUUUCAAGCAGAGGAUAUGGAUUCAGGGAAAUCGACCUGAGGAAGAAGAGAUAUUUGAAUUCACAAUGUUCCAGCGGAUAGGCGGUUCAUGGGAUGGUUAUUGGUUGACGGAAAGCUUGCUUCAUGACGGAGAUGUUUUUUCAGGAGGGUUGGCUUACUGAUUCAAAAGCUGAGCUUCAUCUCUUUUUUGGGUUAUCGAUUUGUUCUGUCUGAUUCUAUGCGUGGUAAUGUGUGACACUGUCAUGUAAGUUAAUGUUAAUAUUAAACACGAUUAGAAUUAGAUGUUGCUUUGUGUAGUAAACAAAACGAAUGUAGUAGCUUCUUAUGAAUGCAAGUUGUAUAUUUAUGAAAUCCAGCUUCUUAUGAUC
Molecule: messenger RNA, 942 nt
Organism: Camelina sativa (false flax)
Lineage: Eukaryota; Viridiplantae; Streptophyta; Magnoliopsida; Brassicales; Brassicaceae
Source: RefSeq, a predicted model, not a curated record